AUGUCAUUCAAGAAAUCAAAAUGGCAUUGUCCCUUUAAAUUAACUAGACGAACACUUACUUUGGAACAAGAAAAUUUGCUUGAAUAUCAACCGAAAACACUCAAUAAACAUAAUGAAUGGCGUCGACAAUUUUUACCGAUGUUUCCAAAGCUAUCCAAUCAACAUACACAAAAUGUACCAUUACUUUUAGCUAGUGUACCGGCAGAAAAGUUAUCUGUUAUUGAAUUGCUCCGACGAUCUCCUGGUAUUCAUCCAGAUCCGUGGAAUUCAAAAUAUGACACACAAAAUUCGUCUUAUGUCUAUCUUCUAUAUGGAAAUUUACUUAAUCCUUUAAAAACACGUUUCAAUGUCGAUACAUCUAUUCUUGAUUAUAAUUUAUAUCGACUUCAUCAUAUCAUUGAACUUUUUAUUAAUAAAUAUCGUACGUAUGAAGGUUCAGAUUUUCUAUUUGAUCAUCAUUUUCAAGUGCCUGGACAUGACAAAUUUUUACGGCGAUUACAUACAAAUGAAUUAAUAAUGUUCUUAGAAUUCUUCUUACAAAUAGAUGUGGAUACUUUCUUCAUGAAGACAUGCACAUUUCGGAUAACUGACGGAUUAUUCAUCAAAUCUGGCUUAUUCUGUACGGAGGAAAUAACUAAUACGUUAGGCCAUGAUAUGAAACCAUGUCAACAAUUGUUUUGUACUUUAUGUCAGGCAGAGGAUGAUUCAGAUUCUACUAGUUGUACUACAAUUAAAUUUUCAACAUCAGGACAAAAGCAUCGUUUUGUUAAUGGUUAUGAAGCCAUAUUAAAUUGUCCAGCAAAUUGUCAAACGAAUAAUAUAAUUUAUGUUUUAACAUGUGUCUGUGGUGAAUACGAUUAUAUUGGCUCCACACAAUAUACAUUAAAUGAAGUCAUCGAAUACCAUCGACACCAUUCCAACCGACUUAUCAUUGAAUAUUUAUUAAAUGGUGAACCAUUUUUAGUUCCAUGUAUUUGUACUCAAAAUGAACUCAAUAAGCAACGUGCCAAUAAACAACGUCUCUAUCAACAUUUUACACAUUGUACAAAAGCUUUACAAUUAUUUCUGCAAUAUAAUCCUGAAUACUGGCCAUUCGUACCGAUGAAAGUUGCUGAUGCACAAUUCGACGAUUUAUCUUACAAAAAUAUGGCCGAUGAUAAUAUAACAGAAGAUUCGAUAAAUAUUCAAAAUGUUUAUCCUACUAAUGUUCCAAAACCACCAGCAGGCUAUACUUUUUCACAACGUCAACUAGCUGAACAACGUCAAUUUUUUACAAAUUUUCAUCCACGACAUUAUCAGUUCUAUUCAACACUCGAUCUUUAUCGGGCUACUAUUGUUGCUGUUCUGCCAUUUCCAUGUUCUAUAAUGUUCCGACAUUUGAUUGAGAUUUUAUUUGUUACUCAUGCAGAAACGAAACUAAAUUGUUACAAUUUAUUUACUAGUGCAACUGAUCUUUUAUAUGGUUUACCUUAUAGUCAAGGUAGAAUUUGGUGUGAAAAUUUAUUAAAUCCAUCAGUAGCUCGCUUUUUUCCAUCCAAUGAUACAACAACAUUUAUAAAAACGGAAAAAUAA
Molecule: messenger RNA, 1572 nt
Organism: Rotaria sordida
Lineage: Eukaryota; Metazoa; Rotifera; Eurotatoria; Philodinida; Philodinidae
Source: the annotation of a GenBank genome assembly